Messenger RNA from Cyphellophora europaea CBS 101466, 216 nucleotides. RefSeq lists its product as uncharacterized. The transcript has 3 exons. NCBI's taxonomy places the organism in Eukaryota, Fungi, Ascomycota, Eurotiomycetes, Chaetothyriales, Cyphellophoraceae. Bases 1 to 216 code for a protein of 71 amino acids. The record is from RefSeq and is a predicted model, not a curated record.
AUGGACUCUAUCAAGAACGCCGCCAACUACGUCAGCGACAAGGUCAACGAGGCCACCUCAGGCGCCUCCAAGGAGGCCAACAAGGAAGUCGCCAAGGACUCCAACGUUGACGUCUCGACCCGUGCCUCGGCGGCAAAGGAUGCCCUAGGUGACAAGGCGGACGAGCACAAGCAUGGCGCUUCUGCUGAGGCCAACAAGCAGCGUGCUACCCACUAA